Molecule: messenger RNA, 2681 nt
Organism: Nannospalax galili (Upper Galilee mountains blind mole rat)
Lineage: Eukaryota; Metazoa; Chordata; Mammalia; Rodentia; Spalacidae
Gene: Men1
Product: menin 1
Exons: 10
Coding region: 147-2000 (617 amino acids)
Biological process (GO): regulation of transcription by RNA polymerase II; negative regulation of cell cycle; negative regulation of cell population proliferation
Cellular component (GO): chromatin; histone methyltransferase complex; nucleus
Molecular function (GO): chromatin binding; transcription cis-regulatory region binding; Y-form DNA binding
Source: RefSeq, a predicted model, not a curated record
GGCCUGUGGUUUCCAGACUUGGCCAGGGUGGGGCGGGACGGGCCCGGCCCGUACUCCAUUUCCCGGCAGGCAGUGCGGCCAGAGGGGCGCGGAACUCCAUUUCCCAGCAGGCUCCAGGCGGCGGGUGCCGCGGUGCCUUGUGUGGGAUGCCACCGCCCGCCGCCAUGGGGCUGAAGGCCGCCCAGAAGACGCUGUUCCCUCUGCGCUCCAUCGACGACGUGGUGCGCCUGUUCGCAGCCGAGCUGGGCCGAGAGGAGCCGGACCUGGUGCUCCUCUCCUUGGUCCUGGGCUUCGUGGAGCAUUUCCUGGCUGUCAACCGUGUCAUCCCCACUAAUGUACCUGAGCUCACCUUCCAGCCCAGCCCCGCUCCUGAUCCUCCCGGCGGCCUCACCUACUUCCCCGUGGCCGACCUAUCCAUCAUCGCUGCACUCUAUGCCCGCUUCACCGCCCAGAUCCGCGGCGCUGUCGACCUGUCCCUCUACCCGCGAGAAGGGGGCGUCUCCAGUCGCGAACUGGUCAAAAAGGUCUCCGAUGUCAUAUGGAACAGCCUCAGCCGCUCCUACUUCAAGGACCGGGCCCACAUCCAGUCCCUCUUCAGCUUCAUCACAGGUACCAAACUGGACAGCUCCGGUGUGGCUUUCGCAGUCGUAGGGGCCUGCCAGGCCCUGGGUCUCCGAGAUGUCCAUCUGGCCCUGUCUGAGGAUCAUGCCUGGGUGGUAUUUGGGCCCAACGGGGAACAGACAGCUGAAGUUACCUGGCACGGCAAAGGCAAUGAAGAUCGCAGGGGCCAGACAGUCAAUGCCGGUGUGGCUGAGCGGAGCUGGCUGUACCUGAAAGGAUCAUACAUGCGUUGUGACCGGAAGAUGGAGGUGGCAUUCAUGGUAUGUGCCAUCAAUCCUUCCAUCGACCUGCACACUGACUCAUUGGAGUUGCUGCAACUGCAGCAGAAGCUGCUCUGGCUGCUCUAUGACCUGGGACAUCUGGAAAGGUACCCCAUGGCACUAGGGAACCUGGCAGACCUAGAGGAGCUGGAGCCCACCCCUGGUCGGCCUGACCCACUUACCCUGUAUCACAAGGGCAUUGCCUCAGCUAAGACAUACUACCGAGAUGAGCACAUCUACCCCUACAUGUACCUGGCUGGCUAUCACUGUCGCAACCGAAAUGUUCGAGAAGCCCUACAGGCCUGGGCCGACACUGCCACUGUCAUCCAGGACUACAACUACUGCCGGGAGGAUGAGGAGAUCUACAAGGAGUUCUUUGAAGUGGCCAAUGAUGUUAUCCCCAAUCUGCUGAAGGAGGCAGCCAGCCUGCUAGAGGCAGGCGAGGAGCGGCCAGGGGAACAGGCCCAGGGUACCCAGAGCCAGGGUUCUGCCCUCCAGGACCCAGAGUGCUUUGCCCACCUGCUGCGAUUCUAUGAUGGCAUCUGCAAAUGGGAGGAGGGCAGUCCCACACCAGUGCUACAUGUGGGCUGGGCCACCUUCCUUGUGCAGUCCCUAGGUCGCUUCGAGGGACAGGUGCGGCAGAAGGUGCACAUAGUGAGCCGUGAAGCUGAGGCAGCAGAGACCGAGGAGCCAUGGGGGGAUGAGGCCCGCGAAGGCCGGAGGCGUGGUCCCCGCCGGGAGUCCAAGCCCGAGGAGCCGCCGCCGCCUAAGAAGCUCGCCUUGGACAAGGGCCCCAGCUCUGGUCAGGGUGCAGGGUCAGGACCGCCCCGGAAGCCACCAGGGACUCUCCCGGGUACGGCCCGCGGUCCCGAGGUGGGCAGCGCUGCUCAGGCGCCGGCUCCCGCUGCGUCCCCACCCCUGGAUGGGCCGGUGCUCACUUUCCAGAGCGAGAAGAUGAAAGGCAUGAAGGAGCUGCUGGUGGCCACCAAGAUCAACUCGAGCGCCAUCAAGCUGCAACUCACCGCGCAGUCGCAAGUGCAGAUGAAGAAGCAGAAGGUGUCCACACCCAGCGACUACACCCUCUCUUUCCUUAAGCGGCAGCAGCGCAAGGGCCUCUGAACUGUGGGGGAUUCGAACUGUGCUGGGACCAGUCCCCGCCAAUACUGCCCAUCAAGCUUCACCCUGGUCCCCCACUCCAGCCCCAGGGGUUCUAGGUCUGCCCUGCGGCCUGUUUACAGACUACAUACCAUGACUGGAACAUGCAGUUAGCUCCAGCCCAGACCUCGGGCCGGGCUCGGUUCUUAGAGUAUAGGUCUCCUCUCCCAGGAUCCCAGCCGGUCAGUUGGAACCUCAUCGUAGGCCCGUGUAGCCAAUCAUCAAAGGUCCAACCCCUGAAAUUCAGUGGAACGCAGGCGGAACCCGGGUUCCUUCCUUCGGAGCUCUGAGGAUGCCCUAGAUCUCACCUGUAACCCGGGACCCAGGACCCCGUCCUACCCUCUGCGGUACAUUUCCGCACCUCAGAUUUCCAUCCUUUGGGAAUCCAAGCCCCUACCCCGUAGACCUUCGUACUGCUGCCUGGAUUUGGAAUGCUAGCUGCCGUGCCCCGAGCCCGAGCCGGGACACUGAUCCUGAGCCCCUCUCCUUCCUGACCAAGCUGGCCCGGGAUCAGAGCGGGCCCUCCUCGGACCCUCCGAGAGCCGGCCUAUCUCGGGGGACCCGGGAGGAAAUUGCAGGGGGGGAGGGCUAGCUUCUUCCUGUUUUGUACAUAGAUUUAUUUUUCAGUUCCAAGGAAGAUGAAUA